AUGAAGGCCGGGGGUCUUCACGUUUUUUCCUACUCGAGAUCGGCUUCUGGUCAUGAUUUCGUUGUUGUUCCAGCAAGCAAGGGAAAGAAGGCUACCCUACACAACCUCUCCAUCGAUCGACCCCUUGUUGCUGGUGCCCAAACAGCCGUGGGCCGCACGCGCAGCCUGUUUCUUCGUGGAAAGGUGUGUGCACUCGGCACAAUCCAGGGCGGGGGGAAAGCAACGUAUAGCAACCACGGCUCGCGUUCACGACACCGCUGGGUUUUCGAGGACGCCCCCCAGGCAGCGACUGGGGCAGGGCGGUGGGGGCGGCGGGUACGGAUUGCCAGCGCGAACAUGGCGUUCUGCUUCCAGUGUGUCUCAAACUCUGAGGUCGGCGUUGUCGAGCGGCUAGGGAAGUUCACCGGGCUGGCCGCGCCGGGGUUGAACUGCAUCCUGUGGCCAAUCGAUGUCAUUGUUGCCAAAAUAUCUACGCGUGUUCAGCAGCUCGAUGUCCGCAUGGAGACCAAGACGAAGGACAACGUGUUCGUGACGGCCGUCGUGUCCGUGCAGUACCAGCCCAUCAAAGAAAAGAUAUACGACGCAUUCUAUCGACUCACGGACCCUCAGGCGCAGAUCCGCUCUUAUGUCUUCGACGUCGUCAGAAGUACACUUCCCAAACUCGAUCUUGACCAGGCUUUCGAUUCGAAAGAGGACAUCGCCGUGGCGGUGAAGAACCAGCUUGAGGAGGUGAUGAAGGAGUACGGUUACCAGAUCCUGCAGGCCCUGGUGACCGACAUGGACCCGGACCCCCGCGUGAAGGAAGCCAUGAACGAGAUCAACGCCUCCAAGCGGAUGAGAGAGGCGGCCACCAACAAGGCCGAGGCCGACAAGAUCAUGCAGGUUAAGGCGGCUGAGGCAGAGGCAGAGUCCAAGUACCUGUCCGGCGUGGGUGUGUCCAGGCAGCGCAAGGCUAUCGUCGACGGCCUCCGCGACUCCGUGCAGAACUUCGCCGAAGCCAUCGACGGAACAUCCCCGAAGGACGUGAUGGAUCUGCUUCUCCUGACCCAAUAUUUCGACAUGCUCCGCGACGUGGGUCAGUCUUCCCGCGCGGCGACGGUGUUCCUGCCGCACGCGCCGCAGUCCGUGGCAGCCAUCCAAGCCGCCAUGCGCGACGGGUUUAUGCAGGGACAGGCGGGGAGCACCGAGACUCCCCCCCCAAACAUGCAACAGCACAAGAUGGUGCGCUGA
Molecule: messenger RNA, 1230 nt
Organism: Ectocarpus siliculosus
Lineage: Eukaryota; Phaeophyceae; Ectocarpales; Ectocarpaceae
Source: the annotation of a GenBank genome assembly